Messenger RNA from Culex quinquefasciatus (southern house mosquito), 833 nucleotides. RefSeq names its product parkin coregulated gene protein homolog. The record is from RefSeq and is a predicted model, not a curated record. Gene Ontology annotation, molecular function: Hsp90 protein binding; Hsp70 protein binding. NCBI's taxonomy places the organism in Eukaryota, Metazoa, Arthropoda, Insecta, Diptera, Culicidae. The transcript has 4 exons. Bases 55 to 771 code for a protein of 238 amino acids.
UGUCACUAAAUUUGCUGUGUAAUAUAAAUUUAAAGUUUUGAAAUCCACAAAAAAAUGUGCUACUGCCCGUGCCCCUGUCCCCGGAUCCGCACCGUUCCGCCCUUCAGCUACCGAACCUUCCAAUGCUGCACCCGCACACCCCCCGGUCCUCCUCGACUUCCGGUGUUCCGGCGCAAGCGAUGCCCGUGCCGCUCGCAGUUUCGGAUGUACUUCCUACGGGGGGACAUCCCCAUAUGCCGUAACUACGCUCGAGCUGGUGGUCGCCCUAGGAAGUUCAUCCAGUGGCAGGUUCCACCGGAAAAGCUCGACUUUCAGCGCUAUCUGCCGCUGUUUUUUGAAGGCCUCUGCGAGACAACCUUCCCGUAUCGGGAGUUUGCCCGGAACGGGGUCCGUGACAUGAUUUCGAAGGCCCGGGAAAAACAGCUGCUGUGCUGCCUGCCGAUGCUGAUACUGCCGGCCAAACGAGCCCUGAAUACGAAAGACCCGGACGUUAUAAUUGCCACAUUAAGGGCGCUCCAGCAGCUGGUACAGGCGGGUCCCUGGGUCGGUCCGGCCCUCGUGCCGUACUAUCGGCAGCUGCUGCCGGUGAUGAACAUGUUCAAGCCGGUCAACUGCAACAUUGGCGGCCACAUUGACUUCCAGGGUGGCCACCGGCUCGGAGACGUGAUAAACGAAACGCUGAUGGUGCUCGAGCGAACCGGCGGCAAGGACGCGUACCUCAACAUCAAGUACAUGGUUCCGACGUACGAGAGCUGCGUUCACAAUCGCUGAACUUGAGAACGAUAUUUGUUUGUAAUAAAAAGAGGGAAAACCCAAACAUUUCUCAUUUCUUA